This is a messenger RNA of Bacillus rossius redtenbacheri, 10436 nucleotides long. RefSeq names its product multivesicular body subunit 12B (gene Mvb12). Gene Ontology annotation, biological process: endosome to lysosome transport via multivesicular body sorting pathway; receptor catabolic process; viral budding. Bases 309 to 1190 code for a protein of 293 amino acids. Gene Ontology annotation, cellular component: ESCRT I complex; cytosol. NCBI's taxonomy places the organism in Eukaryota, Metazoa, Arthropoda, Insecta, Phasmatodea, Bacillidae. The record is from RefSeq and is a predicted model, not a curated record. The transcript is spliced from 10 exons.
AGAAGGUGCAUAUGUCAAAGUUUAAGGUUAUUUACAUUUAAUUUGUGUUUGUAUUAAUUUUUAUUGACGUACAGAUCAUUUAAAAGUAGUUAUGUGGAUUACUCUGAGUGGUGUAAAAUAUUUGAUGAGCUUCUUGAAUGCAAAAAUUUUAAUUUUUUCAGUAUGCGAGUAAUUAUUACAAUCUCUUUUAUUGAUGUAAUAUCUAUUAUUGUGCUGGUGGGUUUUUGGUAUCUCAGAUAGCACGCCACAGAUAGCUGUUGUUCUCAGUACCUUUCAAGGACAUUUAAAAGGAAAUUAUAUUUUAAGACAUGAUGCAGCAAGUAUAUAAAACACUUCCAGAUGACCGACCUAUCACAGGAAUUCAAGUUGUUGAAGACUCUGAUAAGUGCCCAGCUGGUUUUGUAGUUGUCGGUCGCACCCACGAUCAAGACUCUGAUGCUGACCUGUGGAGGGAGAUAAGCUUUUUUAUCCGUCGCACUCGCUAUCUGUGCCUAUCCAAGACUGAGGGACUGCCAAAUUACAUAGUGGAGUCUGUCGCUGUGCUCAACGAGAAGGAGUUGCCUCCAGAUGGCUUUUGCGUCAUCUCUCGCACAAUAGAUUCAGACCAGAAAGCAUGGCGCAAGAAACAACUUUGCUACCGGUUGUCCCGCCGGGACCUAGUUCAGAACUGUGUCACUGAUAUCAUUAUCCUGAGCCGAGCCAAGAAAGCACCAAGUGGAUUUUCCUUAGCUGGGGAAAUAAAUGGACUGACAGUGUGUUUCAAGACUGCUGCUAUCAGCACCACCAGCAAACCAGUGCCUCCAUCUCCUUCUGACUUGUCGUACAGCAUAAGCCCGGCGCCGCCAGAACGCGCGCCAAAAGCCUCGUGGAACUCUGGCAAGCCCACGCGGCCCCCGCCACCUGUCCCAGCCACCAAUGGGGUCCACCCUGAGGGCUCUUCACCUCACGAGUACGAGAGACUGAUGAACCUGACGCCCUCCAGACCCGCGCCGAGUAGACCUCACCAGACUGCUGCAUCAUCUUUCUUCGCCACGUUGGCUGCAUACAAUGCUUUGGAAGGAGUUCCGUUUGUCCUGAAUACUGCUCUUCAAAGCAGUAGUUCGUUCCAGUAUCCUGUUAUUAAGGCCAAAACAAGAUAUGAUUUGGAUAAAGAGUAUGACUACAGCUUCAGCGUAGAGAGACAGACAUAGUGGUGACAAGCCUUAGCUGCAAGCAGUGCUGACCAUCAUCUGAAUUGAAUUACUUCACGAGGUGCAGCGCAAGAUUAGAGCUUUCUUCUCGGUUGGACGUCUGCAGUGGUGACCCAGGUGUGGAAGAUGCAUGCAUCUGUAUGUUGCGUAGAUAUGUAAAGGGCCAUCACCACGGUGAUGUAAAUCAUGUGAGUAAUGUAAUUGCUCGUUUAAAAUGUUAAGGAUUAUAUCAAUAUUAUUUUUAAAUUUUUUUUCCCGAUCUUAGUUUCAUAUCAAUUAGUAGAUUAUAUAUGUUAAGUUUACCUUCAAAUUACAUGUAUAUUAAAAUAAAUAUUUUAUUUGAAAAUGCUGCAUGUAUCUCAUAUUAGGUGGUUGAAUAUACAUGCAGUAUUUCCCGUGUAAUUACUGUAUUCUUUGAAAAUAUUGAGCUGUAAUGGUUUAUUUUCUUACUAUCCACAUUUGAGAUACCACCCCACUGUUACUGCACACACUGUGUUCCAGAUCGCUUUUAACAGUAAGUGUGAUUCAAUAGCUUGUAUCUAAGUUUAAGAAAAACAAACUGCAUGUUUUUCCAUAAAAAUGAUGUUUUGUAAAUAUAGGUAAUCUUCACCAUAGGUAACCAUCAGUUGGAUUUCUUUCCUAGUGUGGUUGGUUCAGAUGCGUCUGAUGUUUUGGUUUAGCAGUGGGAAAGCGUGUAAUUUAUAGUUGACCUUGUAACCUGCAAGUUUUUUUUUUGGGGAAAGCUGCAAUUCCAUUUCACUGUGGUGGUCGCUGCGGAAAGCAGUGUUUGUAGGAAAGGUCGCUUUCGAGGGGGUGAUGGGAAGAAAGAUACAGAGUACACAAGAUUUGCUACUGAUGGGCAGCAAAGGAAACAAACAACUUUUUUUUGUUUGUUUGUUUGUUUGUUUGUUUGUUUGCUCGGUGGAGUGUUGUGAACAAUUCUGUGGGCUUGACUCGGUGCAGUGGAAUAAAAUUACAACACUGUUCAUCUUCCUUUCUUAUUCCUCUCAAUCUCCUCUGCUAAUGUGUAGUUCGAUGACGUCUUCCUAUUUUCACCUACCAACCCGACUCAUGUAUAACUCAGCGGAAAGAUGUUCUGAAAGGUGUUUGGUUUCCAAUAAGUAUUAAAGCAAGGUGUUAUGUUGCUAAUGUAUUAAGUGGUGCGCAGUAAUCAUUAUGAAUUAUGAUCAGGAUGAGCUACAAUGAGCUACGCUUAGAAAAAAUUAUUUGUAUGGUUCAAAUAAUGAAUUAGUGCUUUCCAGGUAGUCUAAACAGUUUUCUGUUGUAUGCUUCCAUUCAAGUAGUGGUUUAAAUGUUAAACUACUUGUCGUAAGGUGGUCAGUUGAGCCAAGAGUAAGGCAGAUCAUGUUAAGUUCUAAUUUUUGCAGUUGUCAACCAGAUUUUCAGAAGCCAUUCCAAAACGGUCAGCUUAAUUGAAAUUAUUAGGACUGAUAUAUCUUUUGUUUUCUAUUAAAUUAUACUUAAGUUCUGGCCCUUUUCUUUUCAAGCAAGCAUGUACCUAUUGUCUUAAUUCACAAGCUUAGUGUUACUUCUGUAUAAUAAUGAAUAUUAGCAUUGAAUAGAAAUUUAAGGAUGAUUACGAUUAGAUUGAGUUAAGCAAUAAAUGUGUUGCUUACAUAAGUCUACAUGCUUCGUAAUAAUUUUUGUUUAAUUAUUAACCUAUCAGUACAUAAUUCAAUAAAAACAUAACUGCUAUGAGUAUAAAUUAGACUUGGUAAAUGUCAUGGCUUAAAAUUGCCAUUGGUACAACUAUUAUGGAAUGUUUUUUUGUAUUAGUAUUCAAGUGAAUGAACAAAUAAUUUUUUGUUUGGAAUCUUACCAUGGAUAAGUAACAGAAUGUAAUUUUGUUUGAUCUUCCCUUACCACUUCCCAAUGAUGUAUUUUCUGUUGGUCUUUUAAGUUAGUGGUCAGAGUGAACUAACAUGUAGUUCAUUUUGUUGUUUCUGUUUGUAAUAAUAUAAAUUGUUUAUAUAUUUAUAUAUUAUUGUAAUAGUAUUGUACACCAGUUUGGCAUGAUUAAUUUUAAAAAUAUAUAUAUUGAGAAGUGGAAGUUUAAUCCAUUUUUCUGAUACAUUUUUAAAGUACUGUAUAAAAAUACAGUAAGUAAUGUACGUAGUGAUAUUAUUGCAAGUUUUUUCUUGUUUUAUGCCAUAUGAUUUUGAGCUGUGUAUGUGUUUCUUUGUAUUUAAGUAACUCUUCCUGAGGUGCAUAAUGCUAUUUAUGGGUUUUAUUGGUGCCAAAUAAUUUUUUAUUAAUUUAAGAUUUGAAUGUGUGUAUUACAAACAAGGCACAGUUUUUUUAAUGGUUGUGCAAAUUUUGAUGCUAAUGUAAUGGAAAAACUAAGUCAAAUGUUUCAGAAGAUAUUUUGUAUAAGAUUUUAAGACAGGAAGUACAUAUUUAUCUAUUUAAAAUGUAUUUUGUUAUUUUAUGGAAUUAAAUCAUUUGAAUUUCAUUGGGAUUUAAGGUGGAACUUAUCUCUCUCUCUCUCUCUUUUUUUUUUUUUAAUGUAGGAGUAUUACAUUCAUUUAUUUAUAUAUAAUUUAUUUCAAUUUUGUUAUUUAUUGAAUGUGGUAAUAGAUAAUUACUCGUACACAUAAUCUUUUGUAUGCUUCAUUGUGUAAGACUUAUGCUCAGAUGUUACUGAUGAAAUUGGUUGUAAAGAACUGAAAUGGUCAUAAGGGAUAGUAACCACGGGGAGAUAUAUCUGCAGGCAGUGAUGGCUUUAGACUUAAAGUACACACUAAUAACAAAUUUAAUUCUUCCUUUUUCCUUUAACAUCCUAAUUGUUCACAAAAACUGCACGAACGAUGAAAGUAAAAAAAGGAAAAGGGCAGGCGCGUGGCCCGGCUUGCCCAGCCCUGGAGAUGGCCCUGUCUGUAGGUGUGGGUCUGAGGAUGUUGAUGCAGCUUGCAAGUCAGGCUGGCAGGCGGGCUGCGAGCAAGUAAAGUCCCCACGAGCACUCUGCUGAGCAGCCUCGUGUUCUAAAUACAGAGUUUGUUUGUGUGGUGCAGCGCCCGGGUUUAAAACUACAAUAUUAACAUGUGGAAUGUGAAGAAGUAAACAAAUUUAUUUAUUUGUUUUAUAGCAGUGAAAUCAAAAUACAAAAUAAUUUUGCUGUAUGUAAACAUUUUGUACAUGUUGCGUGCAGGGCAGACCCACGAGAUGCAGUUGGCGUGUCUGCUUACAUGUCUCAAAUAAAUGUUUCCUUAUAAAUGACACUCACUUCGCCUUGUUACGUUGAAUCACUAUAGCUAGAGACAAGAUUUUAUGGUUUUAUUCAUCAGUAUAUUUGGUUUUUAAAAUAGAUUUUUGUGUUAUUGAUUUUAUUUUGAAAUAUUUCUGUAUAGCACUAAUGGUGUUCUAUUCAUAUGGAACAAAUAUUACACAGAAAUGUUCCUUAAUUUGUACAUAUUUCACAAAAAUUGUGUAAUUUUUAUUGUGACACUAGCUACAUUUUUAUAACGAAAGCAUUUGCAAUAAGCAAGUAUAGGGAAAAUGUAUUUGAUACAACAAAAAUUAAUCAGCAACCAUUUGUGUCUUAUAAAAAUAUAAAAAUGAGAAAAUAUGAAAUGUGUAAUCAAAAUAAAUAGUUAAUUUGUAUUUUUUUUAUCCAUGUAUUUUAUUUCUUAUGAAUUCAAUUAAGUUUUGUUUUAUUGCUGCUGAAGUUCACAAUUUGAUCUGGAGUUUGGUACUAGCUGAUUGGCAUAUUAACUUGCAUUGUGUAUUGGCAUGCUUUUCGGUAUUAUUUCUGUUUAUCUUGAUUCAGCAUAAAAUCUUGUCCCAAAAAGUGGUGUGAGUAGUCAAUACCAAAACAAUAUGCAUCUGCACUUCACGAAUCCUACCAUUGGAGUGAAAAGUAUGGUGGGAAGCAUGACUCCAACACCAUACCUGGACAUCUUCAGCUAAGAAAAACAUUUAACUUUCAACUUGUCACAUCUCUGCCAAAACUCUUAAUUUUUUUUUAUAUUGAUUUUUGUACUUUUUAAAGAUAACACUAGCCUUUACACAAUUUAUAAUACAAACUUAAUAUGGAAACUAGGCGGUAUUGCAGUAUUAAACUUUAACAAGCUCAGGAUCAUUAUAUUUUACUGAACAAUUGCCAAAUUAGAUUAUAUAAACUAAAUGAGAUGUAAUUCUGCUGUGCUUUACCUGUGCUAAAUUAUCUGCCAAGCCCCUGGGGCUUGACACUUAAAAUAAAUUUUUUGUAAAGGCAAUCUAGACACUGCCCUAAAGUAAAAUACAUUUUAGUUGUACUGACUGGUGAAAAGAAAAGACAUUUUUGCAACAACUAAAAUAUAAGUGAAUGUGUUUAUUUGUAACUACAAAAACAUCUUAAUUCAAUAAAAUGUCAAACUAUUCACACUCAAUGUGUUUAUUAGUUUAUUACUAGCCAGGGGCACAAAUCUGUUGGUUUCUCGGGGGGGGGGGGGGGGGGGGGGGGGUUGUUUCUGAGAGUUUUGCACGUGGGAUUUAACUGACACAAGUUAUCACAGGAUAGGGUGCUCAUAUGUUGUACACUGCAUUAUUGAACAAUAUCUGAUGAAAAAAGUUAUCCAUUAAAAGGAACACAGAAGAGAGUUUCACUAGUGUUUCGCCUCUGCAUGCCUGCAUUGCUGUUAAUGCUGUUCUCUGAAUAUAGAAUAAGAAUGUGGAAGUUGAAAGAUUUUAUUUUUAAGUAUAUAUUUCUCUAACACCUUUAACCUACAAGUUUUAAAACAUUUCUGUAGAACAAAGUAUUGUGUUUCAUAUUUAUAAAUAACACUUAAGUUUUAGUUCCUAAAUCAAAGUAUGCAGUUCAUUUAUGAUUUUAUGAUUCAGUAAGGAAAUAUUUUAAAUAAUCAUAAUUACAUUGGGUUAUUUACUUAUUUCUUUUAUUUAUUUUCUGAAAGUUGUUAUAAAUUAUAUCUUUACAUUCACAUAGCUAGUCUUCCAUUGAUUAGAGCAGUGUUUUUCAAUCUGUGGGUCGCGACUCCGAGGGGGGUCGCGAAGCCUUACUCGGGGGGUCGCCGGCUGAAAGAAAAAGGAAACACUAUUUUAUUACCUGAAUCAUAGUAUUAUGCUGCUGACUAAGAGCUUUCAACUUUCGUUCAAAGAAAUCCAACUGCUUAUCAGCUUCUUUUUUAUGCUUGGUUGUGAGAUGCCGCAUAAGCUUUGACGGCGGCGGGUGGCGCACGCGGGUCGCUUCCUGUCGCCGCAACGACAAUGCGGCGUGGCAACGUGGCCGUCGCCGACGCAGUUUGGCCCGCGCGAGUUGGCGUCCAAGUUAAGUCGCACGUAGCCUUACCAACACCUCGUACUUACUUUCAAAACUCUCGCGGCUUCUUGCAGAGUGUAGAUCCGAAUAAUAGAUAAUUGUACCAAAAUAGAAAAUACCAUUAACGUAGUCUUUUAAUUAAAUAAUUUCUUUGUCUUUCUGUGACACAAGGGGGGUCACCGGAAUUUUUUAACUUGUAAAGGGGUCGCGAAAUCAAAAAGAUUGAAAAUCACUGGAUUAGAGUACUGUUGUGAUUUUUCUGCAUGUUUCUUAUAUGAUUGAAUAACAUGAAUAUAUGUAUAUUAGUCACAUAUUUAUGCAGUAUUUUGAUUAAUUAUAAUAUACCAUGUUUUAGUUUCUUGUUUUUUAAGAGUAUUUUGCUUUGUGAGGCCUCGUAAAAUUGAAGUGCAAGUAUUUAUGACAUUUUAAAAAUAAGUUUGCUUGGAAACUUAUGUAUUUUUAAUUUUUUUUCUUUAUUAAAUUUUUUUCCCAUAAAUCUUUGGACAUUGUUCUAGUGAUUAUAAAUGUGUUGGCACUGUGUGUUAGCAUUUUAAUGUAAUCAAAUUCUGUGUGCCAAAAUUCGAGUUCUAUUCCUGACUCUCCCGUUGUGUAUUACAACAUACAUGUUUGCAGUUUACAUAUAGUGGUGGAUACUGGGCAUUGAGAACUUUAAAUACAACUUUAUGUGCUCAAUUCAGGCAUUGAUGAAUAUUAAUAGGACUUAACCAGAAUAUAACAGCAUUAUUCAUGACUUUCUUAAACUUAUAUUUGGUACAUGAUUGAUAAGUACUGAAACAGUCAUGUAUGAAAUAAUGAAAUUUUACUUUAUACAAAAUAAAAUAAUCGUCUUGUAGGAUAUUAUGGCUUAACAUUUUCAAAAUUCUAAAGAGAUAAUACGUGGAGCUAAUCUCACUUUACAAUAAAUAAUUUUAGUUAGGACUGAAACUUUUCAGUUUUAUUUUCAACAUGCAAAAUAAAUUUUUCCAGUGUUUGUUGAAGUGUUUACGGAAAACUAGCUUUACAUGGGCAAUGUACACAAUUUUAAUACUGAAUUGCCUUCAUCCUAACAGGGUCUCAAAAAGUGUUUAGCAACUAUCACAUUAUUUUAAUAAGUUUAUGAUUUUAAAGUAAGAUUUUUUUUCUUUGUUAGCAUAUCAAAUCAAAUAUAUGCAUUUUUAAGGAAGCGACAGUAGUUUGAUUAGUUGUAUGAUCAGUUUGCUGAAAUGGGAUACACAGUACACAUAAAAUUUUAUGGAUACUGUACUGAAAUCAAUCUAGAUAUUGAAGGAGAAAAUCUUGAAACAUGCAAUCCCAAGCAAAAUUUAACACUAAACCUACUGGAUAUGUUAAUGAUAGCCUACAAGAAGAAAGUAGAGGUUGAGGAAGGUCUGUUAAUUAAAGCCAGCAAAAUAACUAAGUUAAUUUCAUUUGGAUGAUUCAGAUUCCAAACUAACACCAUCUGGAGGAUCCUGUGUGAAGAGAAAUUUUGUUGAGAUACCAAUGUGUAGAGAUGUUAGUUUUUUUAAAAAGUAUUUUUGAGUAAUUUUCUGAUAAUUUACCAAAACAUUUUCUGCAGUACCGAAAAAAAUUAUCACUGAGUUAUACUUUCACACAAAAACACAAUUAAAUUAUAUCACAUGUUUUAUACAAACUAAACCAAAUAAAAUAAAUAAUUUUCUGAGCAUGCAAAACAUUUUUGCAGUGUAUUGAUUUUUGAUUGGACUCAUUUUCUCAGCAAUUUACAUGUACAUCAGAUAGUGUUAGUUUAUCAGCUGUGUCACCCAAAGGAGGUUUAUUUUUAUAAGUUUUAAAAGAAAUACCUUAUCUAGUGCACCUAUCCACUCUAAAACAAAUGGCAGCACAAUUGGUGUUGGCUGUCAUUGGACUUGACAGACCACUGAAAUUUUGAGGAAAAAAGGGAGAUGUAAAGUUUUGUUGUUGUAUGUGAAAUUUUAAUACCAGUUCCCAACUUUCUAUUUGUUCUUUUUUCAUCCAUUUUCAACAACAGAGAUAAAUAACUAUGUCAUGUUUCAAAACAGUGCUGGUAACGAGCCAAGUAUAAAGAUCUUCAGAGGCCAUUGCCUUAAAAGUUAUCGUUGGUGGUGAUAUUUCGCCUUUUUUUAUGCUUGACAAACAAAAAAUUAACAUUAAAAUGAAACACACGGAAGGCAGCAUGAUAGUUGGUAACAAUUGACGUAUAAACUAGGUGUGUAUGUUUAAUUUUAUAUUUUUUUAUUUGUACUUUUUUGCAGGUAAAUGUGUCUGAAAUGUAAUAUGUUCUUAAAAGAAAAAAAAACUGUACCUUUUUAAUGUAUAAAUUUUUCUGAUUGUACAUAAAGAAUGGGGACUAAACUAAGGCUGUCAGUUGCUAAGUAUAGCAAUUUAAAGUCAUCAUUGGUCAUAAUUAAAAACAUUAUGAUUAAUGAGCAAUUAUUUCGUAGGACCACAAAUAUGUCCAAGCUAGUUAAUUGUUUUAAUUGUAAAUUGUUCAGUUCCAAAAAUUCAUAGCAAUAGCAUUUCCAAAUAGGCCUCACCCUUUUGGAAGUUGAUGUCCGGUGUAAUUGUUUUAGCGUUGUAUCUGAAACAUAUCGUAAUCACCUUUUGCUCGUUAACAGUGUCACAAAUAUUAAAAAAUGCUAUAUGCAUACAGGCUUAAAACAAAGAUAUGAGGCCUGGAAUGCAAUGCAUAAUAACGAGCUAUCAAGACUGUAAUUUUAAGAGACUUUAGUCUGUAAUUGUUCUUCCAGCCUUGUUCUUAGUGUUAAUUCAACUGUUUUGUUGUCUCGUAUAUGCUGAGUGAUGAUAAUAGUUAUUCUUGACAUGUUUUACAUUAGUAAAAGCCAGUGAUUGUAAUAAAUUAUGAUUGGUGUAUUUUAGUGUGAAUUUUUUUACCCUUAACUUGUUUCUAACCUGUAAAAAUACAUUUGGCAGUCUGAAGGGUAUAUCCAGUUUGAAACAAGGAGGGGAGGAAUUUUUCAGAAUUCCUCCUCUUUCAUGAGGGAGGAGGGUCGAAGGUGCCAUGAAAUAAUCAACAAUAACAAAGAAACAUAUUUAUUUUUAAAAAAAUCUGAACAAUAAUUUGUGAGGAUUAGUUACAAGUUGUUUACAGCACCUUGCACCUUGUUUGCGAAAAUCCAAUGACUGUGAAAGCAUGGUUAAAACUUUAACCUGUUUUCACCAUUCAUGCUUCUUAGGCCUAUUUUAAUAAGCAAUAACAAAAGGAAAAAUACAGUUUCUCCACUUCAGAAGGGGUGGUGGUGGGGGGCAACUGCCCCCCACCCUUAAGAAGUGGAGAAACUGUUUUCUGGAUAUGUCCUAGAACAGUCUUUACUCAAGUAUUUUCACUACAUGGCAUAAAAGUUGUCAAAGUUUAGAUGUACCUGUUUUGUUCAGUACAUUUUUGUUAUUUUUGUUGCAGACGAAUAUUUACGUAGAAAAUGGUGUGUCUUUUUAAGUGCAUUUGAAGUUUCUAAUUAAUAUUAAUUAUGAUGUGUUGCUUUUGAUGAAAAUAUGUUCUUUUAUCUGCUAAUGUAGUAUGAAUAUUCUUUCACCUUGGCAAAAUUCAUUUUAUAUUUUCAUUACUGUAAGAUUUUUUUAUUUACAUGGCCAUAGUCGGGAACACUAAAAGGUUAUUGUAGUUUUAGAAGCAACUGUUUGUUGUAAAUGUAAAUUUAACAUUUGGUGAAUGUCACUGAUGUGUUUCUGUGGCACUGUUUGGUUCAAACUGUAGAUAAACAGCAUAGUAUGAGAGUCUUGAUACUUCUGCAAACAUGUCUGGAUUUGUAAAUAUGUAAUAAUUUUUAUUCUAGUGACACAACUGGUAAAUUCUGUUUUUAGAAAUGUCUUACUUUGUAGGACUUGAGAUAGUUGUGAGUGGUAAUGUGCAUACUUUUUUUGUACAUAUUGUAUGUAAAGUUCGUACAUCUGUCAUUUUGUAACAAUACGUUUUAUGAAAUAAAUAUGAAAUGUUA